AUGAACUUCUCUCAUUAUGAUUUAUGGCGUUACUAUUUGCUUUCUAAUCUGAUGAUUACUCGAAAAUUAUUUUCUCUACAUUUCUGUGGCCUUUUCGUUAUACAUUAUACAUUUACACAGGACACAGUUCUAUUCAAUGAUACAAUUUAUUAUAAUAUUCAUUAUGGACGUCAAUCAGCUAGUGAAUCAGAUAUUGAAGAGGUUGCAGUUGCUGCUGACAUUCAUCGAUGUAUUUUAGACUUUCCAAAAGGCUAUGAAACAGUUGUCGGUGAACGUGGUUUAAAACUAAGCGGUGGAGAAAAACAACGUGUUGCUAUCGCGCGUAAUUUGUUGAAAAAUCCACCAAUUAUGAUUUUAGAUGAAGCUACAUCAGCAUUGGAUACUGCAACAGAACGUAAUAUUCAAGCUAGCUUAAAUCGUAUUGCACAGAAUCGGACAACUCUGAUAGUUGCUCAUCGUUUAUCCACUAUAACUCAUGCCAAUGAAAUACUUGUCUUGCAUGAAGGUGAAAUUAUUGAACGUGGAAAACACUCUGAACUAUUAGCAAAUCCUGACAGUCGUUAUGCCCAAUUAUGGCGUCAACAAAGUGAGGCGCAACAGUCAUCUUCACCAGUGAACAACAGCACUGAAAUAUCAAAUGAUGAUACAGCUAGCACAACACAUCACCCUGUUCGUGUCUAAUUAUUAUUUCGAUUGACUUUAGAUAGAAUUAUAAAUUUUUUUUAAUCUUUAGAAGGGGGUUACACUUCUUUUUUCUUUUCGUUUCAUUCAACAAAAAUGCCUUUUAUUUUAUUAAAUAUUAUUGUUGAGAUGUGUAUGUUUGUAAUGCUCUGUUAGUAGCGAUCUGAUCAUUUAUGUUGUAUAGUAUACAUUGAUCAUUCAGAUUGUAUUGACAUUGACUUCACCAUGUGUGUGUGUGUGUCAGUGUGCGUGUGUGCGUGCAUUGUAAAUACAUUAUUUUUGCCUAAUUCUUUGAGUACAACAUACACAUUGAUAUACAUUCACACAUACUAAUAAUAUAUGUGUACACUGUGUAGUAUCAAUACAUAGAUUUCGUCUAAUGUCAUCGAAUUUCACUUUAGUCUUGUCGUUUAUAAAUGCAAAACUAGUCAACUUAAACAGCGUGUCUGUGUGUGUGUGUGUGUGUGUGGUUUGAACUGAUGAAUACGCCUAUUUUAAAGCUUGUGUCAAUUCGACUGAUUACGUUCAUGUUGCUUGCUUCUUCUUCGAUCCUUCUUCUUCUUUGCCAACUUGUAAACGACAUGUUUUCAUCGUUGUCAUUGUUGAUAGUUUCUUUUUUUUUGUUAUUCGAAGAGAUAUUGUGUCAUUGAACUGCCAUGUUUUCUUG
This is a messenger RNA of Trichobilharzia szidati, 1348 nucleotides long. The record is from the annotation of a GenBank genome assembly. Lineage: Eukaryota; Metazoa; Platyhelminthes; Trematoda; Strigeidida; Schistosomatidae.